Aspergillus sclerotioniger CBS 115572 is the source of this 1220-nucleotide messenger RNA. RefSeq lists its product as uncharacterized. NCBI's taxonomy places the organism in Eukaryota, Fungi, Ascomycota, Eurotiomycetes, Eurotiales, Aspergillaceae. The transcript has a single exon. The record is from RefSeq and is a predicted model, not a curated record. The coding region runs from base 449 to 787 and encodes 112 amino acids.
AGCGAGGGCCAACCUGCGCCGUGCAGAAGUGGUAACUAACCGGACGAUUGCUGUACGGAUUGUGUAAUAAUGGGAUUAGCGGACCGGAGGAAGGUUCAGUUGGUGUCACUCUUCACUAGCAGCACUCCGAGUGGGCUCGCUCGGAAAAGGCCGCUGUCCCGCGCCCAUGACGACUGGCGGGCCGUUUGGCACUUGGCCCGGCGCAUUUGGUAGUCCAUCCUGCAUUGGUUUCAGUCCCCAUUGUGCGGUCGUCGACGAGGGCUGGAUUUUCUCCCAGCCGGCUUAUCGUAUGACAUGAAGACAUGCCCCGUCUCCGUACGGAGUAGAUACAUUCUCCCUAAUCCCUAUCUUCCAUGCACCAUGUGGCACGUGGGUGGCCGGCGUGCUCGUGGGACUCCGCAGUCGUCUCGACUAUUUCGUUAGCGGAACGAUAGAGAAGCACUAGAGAAUGUCGAUCAGCCUGCCUGGCCCAGGUGCGCCCGUGGAAUUGAAGAAACCUGCUCCACAAUCGCAGAUGCGAUUGUCGUUUCCAGAUCAAUUGCGCCCCGGUGUAUCUUACACAGAGUUGGCACGUUCCGGCGGACUGGCCCAGAUGGAAUUUGAGAUUGACGUCUUGACGGGCCGGCUCACCAUGGUUGACGGUGGAGGCCACUGCAUUCCUGCAACCUCAUUGCCCGACUGGCGACACAGGAUUCGUCUGGAAGCCGAUACAGGGAAUUCGGGGCACCCCAUGACUUCAUUGACCGACCGCUUCCUUCCUGAACCGUCAGACACGUCUCAAUUUUGAUGUUUCGGUGCCGUCGCUCUUGUUGACCUGUGCUUGGAAAUAAGCGGUGACGGUUUCAGCGGAUGCCGAAGGAAGCGAUGCCCAGAGAUGAAGGAUCCCCAUAAAAACUCUGUGGAGGCCGUCUAACAAGACCACCAUUGGGAGAUGGUGAAGGUGAAGACUAAAGCCCGCCGAGUCUCCAGUCCAAUCGAUGUUCUGAUUCGCAGAACCGUCAAUGGCUCACCCUCUUGCGCCCGAAUAACCGACGGCGUGCGGAAUAGGAGGAAUCGCCAGACCCCUCCGAAAUGAUGCCUAUUAAGCUUCCACUUCGUAACGGCUGCCAAACGCCCCCUUCGUUUCAAGACGGGUGGCUGCGAGAGCUUAUCUGCAGAGCUUUCCUAGCAAACUUUUUCUGUGCCUAGCGUACGGAAGGAGGCAGACAUUAUAUUAAGGG